Molecule: messenger RNA, 869 nt
Organism: Sorex fumeus (smoky shrew)
Lineage: Eukaryota; Metazoa; Chordata; Mammalia; Eulipotyphla; Soricidae
Gene: NKAIN3
Product: sodium/potassium transporting ATPase interacting 3
Exons: 7
Coding region: 107-718 (203 amino acids)
Biological process (GO): regulation of sodium ion transport
Source: RefSeq, a predicted model, not a curated record
CGCGGCCAAGCGGGUGGUGCCUGCCGGGUCGGACCCGCCGCGCUGGGCCGGGAAGGGGCAGCGGCCCCCUCGGAACGCGGAUCUGUCAGAGCCGCCCGCCGGCACCAUGGGCUGCUGCACCGGGCGCUGCUCGCUCAUCUGCCUCUGCGCGCUGCAGCUGCUCUCGGCCUUAGAGAGGCAGAUCUUUGACUUCCUUGGCUUCCAGUGGGCACCUAUUCUUGGAAAUUUUCUGCAUAUAAUUGUUGUCAUAUUGGGUUUAUUUGGAACCAUUCAGUACAGGCCUCGUUAUAUUGUAGUGUAUACUAUAUGGACUGCCCUCUGGGUCACCUGGAAUGUGUUCAUUAUCUGCUUUUAUCUGGAAGUAGGUGGGCUUUCUAAGGAUACAGAUUUAAUGACAUUCAACAUUUCUGUACACCGGUCGUGGUGGAGGGAACAUGGGCCUGGCUGUGUCCGAAGAGUGCUGCCUCCAUCGGCUCAUGGCAUGAUGGAUGACUACACAUAUGUGUCUGUCACAGACUGCUUCAUAGACUUCCAGUACCUAGAGGUCAUUCAUAGUGCUGUCCAAAUACUACUCUCGUUGGUUGGUUUUGUGUAUGCCUGUUAUGUGAUCAGUAUUUUCAUGGAUGAGGAAGACACCUUUGAUUUCAUAGGUGGACUUGAUGCACACUCCUACUUCCAAGAUCAUGUUGAGUUAAAGCCUGUAAACCUGUCGAAGUAAAUAAUGAUCUGAAAUAUACUGCUGCUGAUCUUGACUUAGAAGCAAGGCAUCGUCAACAGAACCUCUUUGCAUCAACCAGGUAUCACAUCUCACCUCUUCCAGAGAGAAUGAACUACACCUCCCUGAUUUCCCAUGAAUAAUGGAACUCUUC